GGAGCUUCGGGGGCGGAGUCUAGGCCGCCGCGCCCCGCGGGCCGGGAAGUGUUGCGUCGGGUUCUGCUGAUACGGGGACACGCCUCUCUUACGUCCCCGGUCCCCUAGGCCUCUUUCCCUCCGCCUUUCCCCGUUUCCCGCUCCUUGGAGAGUCCUGCCUCUUCCUGCGGACCCGCCACCCAGAGUCCUCCGUGCGCCCCGGCCCCGCCUCUUACGGAAGCCUAGUCGGAGUGUCGGAAUCCGGAAGAAAAACAAUCGGGAGUGUGAGCGGACCGGCACCUGCUUCCCAGAGAGCCGAUCGGGCCAGGACCGGCGAGGUUCAAGCCGGCCGGGCCACUGCGUGGGGACGAUGGAGGCCAUGAGCCCACGGACCGAGCCGAGAUGCAGAACGCUCAGCAUACAUGUUGUGACGUGGAAUGUGGCCUCUGCAGCACCCCCUCCAGACCUCAGUGAUCUGCUUCAGCUGAACAACCUGAACCUGAACCUGGACAUAUAUGUCAUUGGUUUGCAGGAACUGAACUGUGGGAUCAUGAGCCUCCUUUCCGACACUGCCUUUGAAGACCCAUGGAGCAGUUACUUCAUGGACGUGCUUUCUCCUCUGAGCUUCGUCAAGGUCUCCAGUGUCCGCAUGCAAGGGCUCCUCUUACUGAUCUUCGCCAAGUACCAGCAUUUGCCCUUUAUCCAGGUCCUGUCUACUAAAUCCACCCCCACCGGCCUCUUCGGGUACUGGGGGAACAAAGGGGGUGUCAACAUCUUUCUGAAGCUUUACGGCUACUAUGUCAGCAUCAUCAACUGCCACCUGCCCCCCCACAUGGCCAACAAUGACCAGCGGCUGGAGCACUUUGACCGGAUCCUGGAGAUGCAGAAUUUUGAGACACAGGAUACCCCCAACAUCCUGGACCACGACCUCAUUCUCUGGUUUGGAGACAUGAACUUUCGGAUCGAGGACUUCGGGUUGCACUUUGUUCGAGAAUCCAUAAAAAAUCAGCGCUACAGUGACCUGUGGGAGAAGGAUCAGCUCAGCAUCGCCAAGAGACACGACCCACUGCUGCGGGAAUUCCAGGAAGGCUCCCUGCUCUUCCCACCCACCUACAAGUUUGAUAAGAACUCCAACAACUAUGACACCAGUGAGAAAAAGCGCAAGCCUGCCUGGACCGAUCGCAUCCUUUGGAGGCUGAAGCGGCAGUCCCAGACCGACUUCCAGACCCCCACGCUCUCAGCCCCCUUCGCCCUGUUCCUGAGGAGCUACGUCAGCCACAUGGUGUACACCAUCAGUGACCAUAAGCCCGUCACCUGCACCUUUGACUUGGAGCUGAAGCCAUUGGUGUCCGCCCCGCUGAUCACCCUGCUGCCUGAGGGCCCAUGCACCAUGGAGAGUGACCUGCUGAUCAGCUACUGCCUGGCUGCAGACUUCCUCAGCAGCCCCUGGGACUGGAUUGGCCUGUACAAGGUGGGGCUGCGCCACAUUAAUGACUAUGUCUCCUAUGUCUGGGUCAAGGACAACCAGGUCUCCUUCAGUGACAGGCUGAACCAGGUGUACAUUGACAUCAGCGACAUCCCUGAGACUGAGGAUCAGUUUCUCCUUUUUUACUAUAGCAACAACCUACAUUCUGUGGUGGGGAUAAGCAAACCGUUCAAGAUCCAGCCUUUCUCCUUCCUGGGGGAGGACCCACUGGAUGAAGCCCAGCCACAGAUCUGAGCCGGGCUAGAGUAAAUCCAGGGCGGAGGCCAGAGCUGGCAGCCAGCUCUGCCCACCACUGCCAGGAGCUGGGGGCCCAGCCCAGCCCCCGGAGGAGGCAGCGGCAUCCUCCACCUCUGAGGGGGAGCCCUGGCCACCCUCCUCUGCUCUCUUCAGUCUAGAUCUCUGGAAUGGGCCCCUUAAAUACAGGUUUUUUUGUUGCUGAGGUGUGAGUGAAACCAGCUAGUUUGUCAACAGUGAAGAUCUAGAGGCAGGCCCCUGGAUGCGGGAAGGACCCUCCCUCCUGCAUCUCAUUUCUGAAUUUUCCCCACACGCUUCCAGCCCCGCCCGGGCAGGCCUGCCAGGCACAUGCCCCAUCUGGCACAGGCCUGCAUUCUUGUCACGCCACUCUGGGCCUUAGGCUGGGCGGAGGAGAUGCUCCCAUUUGUACAGGCUGCAGAGAUUGGUUGGUGCACAGAGCACUGUGUCCCAGGGGUCUUGACAUCUUGUUGCCUGUCCCCUUGAGGGGUGGGCAGAGGGUCUGAGAUCCCUGCUUUCAGCAGAAGCCAGUGGCCACGUAGGCAGGAUGGAGGAGCCCUCCACCCACGCUCUCCUGUAGUUGUUGCGGACAGGUUGAGGUGUGCCCUGCCAACAGCACACACAUACCCCCACCUCCACCCCCAGCUCAAGGAAUCCAGCCCAGAAAGUUCCAGGGUCUGAGCAGAGGAUUGCACCCAAGUUGGCUUCUGCUCAUAAGUCAGGCUCCAUGCCCCCAACGUGCCCUCCUGAGAAGGGCUGGCAGUUGGUAGAGGAGCUUGGCCACAGACUUUCGCAGGGCGGUCCAUGCCCAGUCCAUCUCAUCUGCCCCUGUCCUCGCUUGCUGUCGCUGGCCAGAGAUCUGCCCUGGGACCUAGAAGUGGGGGCAGGCGGAGCCGGAAUCAAGACAUUCUGGAGAAUUUGGCCUGGGGGUCUUCAGAGAGCAUUCUCCAGGUGCUGUGUGGAUGCAGCCUGGCCCCACGCCCACCAUCUCCCUUGAGUCAACAGUGGCUGAAACGGUCACCUUCUUCCAGAAGACACCUCAGGGAGCCUGCUCUGUGACCAUCAGGCCCAUCCUAGGACCUGAGACUGAGGGACACCAGUUGCUCUGUAUCCUGACUCCACCCUGGGACCAUCUGGAACUGUCCCUCUGGCUUCUAGUGGGCCAUGGCCGGCUGUGUUCUGUGGCUAUUGCAUUGAGGGUUAAUUAGAAACAGUGGCUUUUA
Bubalus bubalis (water buffalo) is the source of this 2940-nucleotide messenger RNA. RefSeq names its product inositol polyphosphate-5-phosphatase K (gene INPP5K). Bases 350 to 1699 code for a protein of 449 amino acids. Gene Ontology annotation, biological process: negative regulation of peptidyl-serine phosphorylation; negative regulation of insulin receptor signaling pathway; negative regulation of phosphatidylinositol 3-kinase/protein kinase B signal transduction. The transcript is spliced from 12 exons. The record is from RefSeq and is a predicted model, not a curated record. Gene Ontology annotation, molecular function: phosphatidylinositol-4,5-bisphosphate 5-phosphatase activity; inositol bisphosphate phosphatase activity; phosphatidylinositol-3,4,5-trisphosphate 5-phosphatase activity. Gene Ontology annotation, cellular component: plasma membrane; ruffle; cytoplasm. Lineage: Eukaryota; Metazoa; Chordata; Mammalia; Artiodactyla; Bovidae.